Salarias fasciatus (jewelled blenny) is the source of this 578-nucleotide messenger RNA. RefSeq names its product thymidylate kinase-like. Gene Ontology annotation, biological process: dTDP biosynthetic process; dTTP biosynthetic process; dUDP biosynthetic process. Gene Ontology annotation, cellular component: mitochondrion; nucleus; cytosol. Gene Ontology annotation, molecular function: dTMP kinase activity; ATP binding; nucleoside diphosphate kinase activity. The transcript has 3 exons. Lineage: Eukaryota; Metazoa; Chordata; Actinopteri; Blenniiformes; Blenniidae. Bases 96 to 488 code for a protein of 130 amino acids. The record is from RefSeq and is a predicted model, not a curated record.
CUUCUUUUGUUGAAUUCUCCUUUUAGAAUUUGCUUUGUAAAUGCUGCAGUCUGGGCAUGUGAAUAAAAACAACACUGACAACCCCCAGGCCUUUAAUGAAGAAGAAGCUGGAGCAGGGCAUCACUCUGGUUGUGGACCGAUACGCCUUUUCUGGAGUGGCUUUCACCAGUGCGAAGCCAGGAUUCUGCCUGGACUGGUGCAUGAAGUCGGAUGUGGGACUGCCGAAGCUCGACCUGGUCAUGUUUUUGGAGCAGAGCUCGGCCGAGGCGGCGCUCCGGGGUCACUUCGGGGAAGAGAGAUACGAGACGAGCGUUUUCCAAAGACUGGUGCAGCAGAAGUUUGAGCCGUUGAUGAAGGAUGAAUCAGUUAACUGGCAGGUUAUCAACGCCUCGCAGAAUGUUGAGAGUGUGCACUUGGACAUUGCGGGCCACAGCCAUGAAGCCAUCAACUUGGCACAGGAUAUGCCUCUAGGAGAGCUAUGGAAGUGAAUCUGGGCCGGUCACUGUUUUGCACAUUAUGCACACUCACAUUUUCUCAACUUUCAGCGUUAUGGAGGAUCAUAUAAAUAAAUACACCUU